AUGCAAGCCAUUAUCAAAGUAGGAGAAGGGAAAGUAGCGCUCAAGACUGUGGAAGUCCCUAAACCGGGGCCAGGUCAAGUCCUUGUGAAGAUUUUCGCGGCUGCACAGAAUCCAUCCGAUUGGAUGAAGCUCAAAAGAGGUUGGGGUGAAGGGGAGGGACUCAUCGUGGGCCAUGAUUUUGCUGGGGUGAUCCAGCAGUUGGGGCCAAAUGUGUCCGAGUCUACCCGAUCCAGCAGACAGAUUGGACAAAGAGUAGCAGGCUUUGUGAAUGGAUGCAUGACACCUGAGAAUGGAGGUUCCUUCACAGAGUAUUGUGUAGCGGAUGAGAAGAUGCUUAUAGACCUACCGGACGAUAUGAGUUUCGAAUCAGCUUCGACUAUCGGUUUUGCUGCAUUCACUGCUUGUCAGGCACUUUGGCAGAAUCAAACACUUCCUACUCCAUUUGAUGCUACGAAAAACCCAUUCCCGAUUUUGGUUUGGAGUGGAGCUUCAGCAGUAGGACAGUAUGCUGUUCAGCUCGCCAAGCAAUCGGGCCUACAGGUCAUAACGACCGCUUCACCUAGGAACCAUGAACUCCUCAAGAAGCUGGGUGCAGAUGCUGUAUUCGACUAUAGAGAUAACGAAGUGGUAUCCAAAAUCACCACGUUCUGCGGAGACAAUGAAUUAAACGUCGCCAUCGACUGUGCAUCUAAUGAUGAGUCUAUCUCACUCAUUGCUCAAUGCAUCGGAGACCGGAAAGAAUCAUACAUUGCAUUGGUGCUCCCCGUAGAAGUGAAGGCGAAACAUAUCAGAUCCGACUUUACUUAUGUUUAUACACUUUUGGGAAAGCCAACAAGAGAUAAGUAUAACUAUCCAGCCAUCCCUGAACACUAUGAGCUAGGAAAAUGGUGUGCGGGUUUGUUAAGUCACCUUGCGAAGCAGGGUGCACUCAGCACUGUACCAAUCCGGGUUGUUCCCAAUGGGCUUGCAGAUGCGCAGUAUUGGAUUAAGUAUCAGGAGGAAGGAAAGGUUCGCGCGGAAAAGAUCGUGUAUCGUGUUCGUUCAAGUUAG
This is a messenger RNA of Lentinula edodes (shiitake mushroom), 1050 nucleotides long. RefSeq names its product dehydrogenase. The record is from RefSeq and is a predicted model, not a curated record. The transcript is spliced from 6 exons. Bases 1 to 1050 code for a protein of 349 amino acids. Lineage: Eukaryota; Fungi; Basidiomycota; Agaricomycetes; Agaricales; Omphalotaceae. Gene Ontology annotation, molecular function: oxidoreductase activity, acting on NAD(P)H.